This is a messenger RNA of Papaver somniferum (opium poppy), 915 nucleotides long. RefSeq lists its product as uncharacterized. Bases 1 to 915 code for a protein of 304 amino acids. The transcript has a single exon. The record is from RefSeq and is a predicted model, not a curated record. NCBI's taxonomy places the organism in Eukaryota, Viridiplantae, Streptophyta, Magnoliopsida, Ranunculales, Papaveraceae.
AUGAAGGCUAUUUGGAACCUCCCUUGGGUUGUUGGAGGUGACUUCAAUGAGAUUCGUUUUAUGUUUGAAAGGAAAGGGUGCAAUAGAAUUGACAGUGGAAUGAAAGAUUUUGGGAAGUUCUGUGACAGACAUGAACUAAUAGAUUUGCCCAUGAAUGGUGCGAAAUACACUUGGAGAAGCAGUUUUUCUUCUCCUAAUCCCCGGCUCAGCAAAAUUGACAGAUUUCUUGUUUGGGAGGACCACUUCCCCACUAUUAAUGUUUCGGCUCUAGCUCGUCCCAUCUCUGACCAUAAACCUAUCAAGCUUUCAUGGUCUUAUGAAGAUUGGGGAGCUCCACCUUUUCGCUGUGUAGCUAUGUGGUUCCUUGAAGCUUCUUUCCUUUCUCUGCUUAAACAAUGGUGGACUUCUUUUUCGUGUAGUGGUUCUGCUAGCUUCAUUAUGGCGAAAAAACUACAACUCUUAAAAGAACAAAUCAAGAAAUGGAAUAAAGAAGUUUUCGGCAGAAUAGAUAGAAGGAAUGAGAAAAUUCUGGCUGAUAUUGUUGUACUAGACCAACUGGAUGAUGAUAGAACUAUAUCUCCUUCUCAACUCGCUACCAGGUCCAAUAUUAGGCUUCAAUAUGAAGAGGUGGCUGAUAUGAUUUAUUUACAUUGGCUUAAUAAGUCUGGCGCUCAAUGGUUCCAGCAUGGCGACCGUAAUACAAAAUAUUUUCACAAGUUGGCUAAACAUAGAAGAAGAAGAAACAAUGUGGUGAGACUCCGUAUCAAUGGCUCUUGGGUGGAGGAUAAAGCAGAGAUUAAAAAUCAUAUAGUGGAGCACUUCAAAUCCAAAUUCGAACGUUUCUUUAGCUGGAAUGAACUUCAAAAAACUGUCUCCUUCGAAUGCUUCCUGGUUAGAAAGGAGAAUAGAGGCUGA